Messenger RNA from Diabrotica virgifera virgifera (western corn rootworm), 2061 nucleotides. Its product is annotated as protein SERAC1. The transcript has 10 exons. The coding region runs from base 402 to 1799 and encodes 465 amino acids. The record is from RefSeq and is a predicted model, not a curated record. NCBI's taxonomy places the organism in Eukaryota, Metazoa, Arthropoda, Insecta, Coleoptera, Chrysomelidae.
ACAAUCCAAUUUAGUCAAGUUCUCAGUUGGUUAGUUGUUCAUGUUCAGUUGUUAGUUGUUAGUUGGUAGUUGCUUGAGGUUGAUAGACUUGAGGAAGUUUGGAUCGUAAGUGGUUAAAUAAUUAUAAACAAAUUGCAACAUUCGCUUGUUUGUUGUAUUCAGUUUGUGUGUCAGUGGAGUUUAAAUGCGGUAUGUUGCCGUGACUUUAUUAAUCAAUAAUAUAAUGCGGUACACAAUAGCAGACACUUUCUUGUUUUAUGUGAAUUAAUUUGACUCAUAUACAGAGGUAUUGGUCUAAGCCUGGCGUACUUCAACAUUUACAACUUUAUAUGAAAGCAUUUUGGAAGAUGUAACUGCUAGGUUUUAGAUGCAUAUUUGAUAUAUUUAAGGAAUAAAACAACAUGGAGGUAGAAGAUAUAAUGUGCGAUCAAAGCAUUUUACACCCUGAAGUAAAUGUUCAGUUUGAUAGUAAAUCACCAUAUCCAGUUAUUCCAGCAAGCAAAUUAUGGAUUUUUAUAGACUUAGUGGCCAGAUCUAUCGUUCCACCAAUUUCAACAAUUUGUUACACAGUCUUUAAAAAUCCUCAAGUGGUUAUUCAGAAUGUAAGAUACCAAAUUUUCCCAGCAGUUGUAGCAUUUUUAGUUAAUAAUAUAUCUGGAUCAUUAGCGUCCGUCCAAAAUAUAACAUUACCAGUAACUUUAAGAAUAACGCGGGGUCCAGAUGGACGCGACAGAGCUGUGAUUAGCGACACUAAUGAAGAUACUGAUUCUGAAACGCCAGAAAAAUCGGUUGAUUGUUUGGUUUUAUUUGAACCAGAAGAUAUCGAUAUUGACGUUAUAUUUUUGCAUGGGCUUCACGGAGCAAUCAAUAAAACAUGGAAACAAGGAGUUUGGAGAACAAGCUCCCACAAGCUCAACAAACAAUCGCCUGUAAGAAGGCUAUCGACAGGCGAUAUGUACGUCCCAACCAAAGACCAUACAUUAAAAAGAACCAUUUCAAGUAUUUAUUCCAAAAUACCCAACAAAGUGGCGAGACGAGAAGAAAAUGAACAAAAUGAAGAAAAUAAAGAAUAUAACGAAGAAGACGAAAGGAGGAAGAUUGAGGAUUAUAGUGACUGUUGGCCUAGAGAUUGGAUUCCAAAGGAUUGUCCAAAUGCUAGAGUUAUAGCGUUGAACUACACUACGGAUGUACUAUGGCGUCCUACGUGGAUGAAAAAGCGAAAAAGAACCAAUUUGAUCGAACGAAGUAAUGAAAUGAUCGAAGAAUUGGUCAAAAUCGGUGUAGGAAAACACCCUAUUGUAUGGGUUGGACAUUCCAAAGGAGGACUCUACAUUAAACAGAUGAUGCUUACUACUUUUGACAGUGCCGAGUCUAGUAAAAUUAGGGACAUAUUUAACCACUCUAAAGCAAUAAUGUGGUACAGCGUACCGCAUAAAGGGUCUACCUUAGCCGAUUUUACUUUGCCCUUGUUACGAAGAAGUGUUGAGUUGCUUGAAGUACAAAGAAAUUGCGAUUUCGUAUUGGACCUACACAGACGUUUUGUUGAACUUAUAAAACAACAAAAACCGACAAUCGAUAUAUUUAGCUUUAUAGAAACAUCUUUUACUUUGAUGAGUGUUGUUUUUCUGAAGAUCGUCGCAUACGAAUCUGCAGAUGCCAAUAUUGGUAUUAAAUGCGAUGUACCUCUGGAUCACAGGGAAAUCUGCAAACCAGCUGGACGGGAUUGCUUUUUAUAUUUGGAAUUAGUCAAGAUGAUUCAAAAAUACAGUAAAAAUGAUCCUUAUCUCCAAAUAACAUAAAAAUGUCCUUUCCAUAUGAAAUUAGUUUUAAUAUAAUGGAGAAGCAACUAUAUCUAAUUUUAAAUCUUGUGAUAUUAAAGUUUUGGAAUUUUUUUUAAAUAAUAUAGUAAAAUAACAUUGGUUACCUGCCUAUUGUUUUCCUCGAGAUGUGACACAUAAUUAUUUUUUUAUUUUAAUUAAGAUUCAAAUGCUAUACUAAUAUUUGAAACUGUGAUAGGAUCUGUAUAAAUUACAGUAUUAAAUAAUAAAAGAAAUGUUGUUA